AUGCUACGGCGGCCUCAUUCUAUUCACCAACCUCAUCACAUUCCUUGCCGAUCAUCGGCCCAAAUCGCAGCAUCAAAGCUCAUCCAGCACCUGGAUUCGUCCCUCUCGUCACUAAGAUUCGUCGACUUUUGCGCUGGAGCUGGUGGUCCGUCACCGCUUAUCGAGCGACAAAUCAACACAUACCUACGCAAUAGUAACCGUGAAGAAGUCGACUUUGUUCUAACGGAUAUCCACCCAAACAUUGACGCGUGGGCACGCAUCGCCAGUCAGAACCCGCAUAUCACUUAUGAAGGUCAAAGUGUGGAUGCAUCUCGGGUUCCUGAGAGGCUUAUCCAAUCCAAGGACGGUCGAAGCGUCUUUCGCCUGUUCAACCUGGCAUUCCAUCACUUCGACGGUGAUUUGGCUCGACGCAUUCUGAAAGACACGGUUGAACGGAAGCAAGGCUUUGCUAUAUUUGAGCUUCAAGACCGCAGCACCUUGAGCUUCAUGGCAGACCUCCUUCUACCAAUCGGGGUCAUCCUUUCAGCGCCCUACUACGCCUUGAAAUGGGGAGCUCCAUCCGUCUUCAUCUUCACAUGGCUCAUUCCGGUUAUACCGUUAGUCUUGAUCUGGGACGGAAUUGUAUCUUCACUACGGACUAGAGAGCCAGAGGAGGUUGAGGCGCUGCUUCGUAGUUGCGGUGCUGAUGCAACUGGAUGGGAGAUGAGAAGCGGAAAGGAAACGUUCUUGUGGCCUUGCGGACACAUUAACUGGAUUAUUUGCCAGCCGGUAAGGAAGUGA
Fusarium keratoplasticum is the source of this 780-nucleotide messenger RNA. RefSeq lists its product as uncharacterized. The coding region runs from base 1 to 780 and encodes 259 amino acids. NCBI's taxonomy places the organism in Eukaryota, Fungi, Ascomycota, Sordariomycetes, Hypocreales, Nectriaceae. The record is from RefSeq and is a predicted model, not a curated record. The transcript has a single exon.